This is a messenger RNA of Diabrotica virgifera virgifera (western corn rootworm), 1198 nucleotides long. RefSeq lists its product as uncharacterized. The coding region runs from base 453 to 839 and encodes 128 amino acids. The record is from RefSeq and is a predicted model, not a curated record. The transcript is spliced from 4 exons. NCBI's taxonomy places the organism in Eukaryota, Metazoa, Arthropoda, Insecta, Coleoptera, Chrysomelidae.
GACUAACAGCCGGUUUCCGAAACGUUAUUCAAAUCUUCGAUCAUCUAAUCGAGCUGUUAGAUUUGAUCAACUGUUAACCAGUGACGAGUUUCUCAAACGUCGAUCAUCUUAAAAUUAUAUGAUCGUAGAAAAUCGAUUAUCUGACAUACGAUUUGGUAUCGAUACUGUCACAAUCGGCUGUCAUCCUUCAAAAUUUCAUUUUAUAACCAAAAAAUUUCAAUCCAUAGUAAAUAACUACAUAAUUUAUAUAAUUAAAAAAUAUAUUAAAAAUGAGCAAUACAAACGGAAAUCCUCCACGCAAAAAUUAUACUGAGAGAGAGAGAGAGAGAAAUGUUUGCUGUUGGAAAUAAUUGGAAAGUAAGUACGAAAUUUUCUAACUUACAGAACAAAUUUCUAAUUGUAUUUUUGUUUUCAGAUACAAGCAUAUUAAAUUGAAAACAAAUAAUGUACCAAUGCUAUGUCCACCAACCAAAACAAUGAAACCUGGGAAAAAUAGCGCUGAAUUUCCCAGAACUCCCAAGCAGCUGAACACUGCAUAUAUAAACUUAAAAAGGGUCACUAGCCAAAAAGUAGCAGAGGAAAAUAUUCAAAAAUAUAAUGAGCAGAAGGUUUUGGACCAGUUGAAGAGAGACCAAACUGCGGACAAAAAAGACAUACUUGCAACAGGUGGUGGCACAUUUAGGCCUCGUCUCACAGAUGUAGGGGCACAAAUGUUGAGUUUGAUUGGCAAUCAAAUCCAACCUUUACCCAACAGUUGUGACAGUGCAUCUGGUUUCUUCACAUCUGUUGCACAAGACAGUCAAGUGGAAGUAGAUUACCUACAAUUGGAAGACACAUAGCAGACAUCCAAUGUACCCUCUACUUCCACUGUGCUGCUCAGUACAUCCACGACAACUGCUGUCCUGCCCAAGAAGACAGCCAAGAUGUCUCAGGCUCGUUCAAAAAAUAAAAAAGUAAAAGAUGUAGGGAGCGAAACCCUUAAUGUAUCUUUUACAAAAAAAAUUGAAACAGCAAGACUAGAAAAAAUAAGUAAGAUAGUAUUUUUCAACAAGAAAAAAAGAAAUUUUAGAAGUAGAGCUUCAAAUAAAAAAAUUCGAUGUCAAUAAAUUAUUCGGUAAUAGUGGUUAGGUAUGUACCUAAUAAAGUAAUUUUAAAUAAAAAUUGUAAUUUCUUUAAAUAAUAAAAUUAAUAAAAAAUG